Rubroshorea leprosula is the source of this 700-nucleotide messenger RNA. The record is from the annotation of a GenBank genome assembly. NCBI's taxonomy places the organism in Eukaryota, Viridiplantae, Streptophyta, Magnoliopsida, Malvales, Dipterocarpaceae.
ACCUACAGUUAAAACUCCCACAAACACUUUCACAAGCAAAGGCAGUUGGCAAUAGUAUUGCUAGCACUCUCAAAAUGGACUCUAUUUUUCUUUUUUCCAUGUUUGUUUUAAUGAUUCUGUUCACAGUCUCAAAGCUUCUACAACUUUCCUAGGAGAUACUUUUCUUUAUUGGCAUGGAUUAGAGCCACAUCUCUGCAUUUCAGACCCUAAGCUAGCCAAACAAAUACUAUCAAACAAGUUAGCUUUCUACGUAAAACCUCAAACUGAGCUUGGAUUGCUAACAAUGAUGGGGAAAGGAUUGGUAUAUGUUGAAGGAUUGGAAUGGAUUAAGCACAAAAGAAUCAUCAACCCUGCCUUCUCCGUUGAAAAGCUCAAGGUCAUGGUAAAGAGAAUGGCAGCUUGUGCCAUCUCUAUGCUUGAAGAGUGGAAAGAUCUACUUACAAUGAGUAAGGAUGGAUCCAUUAUGAUAGAAAUGAACGUAGAAUUUCAAAAACUAACCGCCGACAUAAUUGCCCAUAUUGCCUUUGGAAGUAACUACAUGCAAGGAAAUGAGGUAUUCGAAGCAUAAAGACAACUUUAGGAGUGGUGUGCUAUUGCCAGUUUUGAUAUCUUCAUCCCUAGCACCUCGUAAUUAUCAUAGUUUGAAAUUUUGAUUUUCUUCUUUAAAUUUGGAAUUCAUAUAUAAAGCAUUUGAACCUUU